Aspergillus mulundensis is the source of this 912-nucleotide messenger RNA. RefSeq names its product SRR1 family protein. The coding region runs from base 1 to 912 and encodes 303 amino acids. The record is from RefSeq and is a predicted model, not a curated record. The transcript has 2 exons. NCBI's taxonomy places the organism in Eukaryota, Fungi, Ascomycota, Eurotiomycetes, Eurotiales, Aspergillaceae.
AUGCCCCACACCCGCCGCAAAAAACCAUCGGCGUCGCAAAACAAGCGCCUACAACUCACCGAUGACUCCGGCUGGACACACGUCACAACGAACAAACAUGCGCGCCGAGUCCGGCAAUCAACCCCGAACCCGAACACAAGCGUGAACGGCAAUGGCCAAGACAAUGAUGUCGAGAGGGAAGAAAUACCGGAGCAACUCGUCCCCGCCGAAGCACCACCAAGAACAACAUUCUCCGAUCUCCAGCGCCAACUUGAAUUGUACAGACAGCGGUGGGAGAACUCCGCGACCUGGGGAUGUGUGGUCGAGGGUUUGAAGUGCGGGGUGUCCUCGUUAACGGCGCAGCGCAAAGACGAAGACGAAGACGAAGCUGAAGACGGCAUCUCAAUCGUCUGCAUCGGUCUCGGAAGCCCCAGCGGCUUCUUGCGCGGCGGCUGGGUCGACCGUCGCUCUGUAUCGAUGUACCAACUCGCUGCGCUAGCCAGCGUAUUGAGCUGGAUUGAGAACUACACAUCUAGCCUGACCUCGAAGCCCAGAAUAACCGCUUACGCGCAAGACCCUGUCUUCAACACCUAUGACGAAUCCCUCCUCAACUCGCUGAACAUAACCGUCCUCGCGCACCCGCACGCCUUCCAAAAAGUCACGAAACGAACCCUCCUCUUUUGUCCCGGCGCAGAACGACGGCACCUCGAAGCGCUCCUUGCGCGCGACCCCGCGAUUGUCUUUGGCGGGCCGCUGGACGAUAUCGAGUCAGAUGUUGUGAAGAGCUUUGUGCAGAACAGGGAGUCAAUACGAUUGAAGGAGUUCAGCGAGCUGGAAGCGGCGUUCUGGGGCAUGAGUGUUUAUUUUCCUGCACCGGAGGUUGAGGAGGACGGGUUGGAGAGUAAAGAGAGUGAGGCGGAUCCUAAAGGCUGA